CCAUUUCCAAACAGAAGUCCAAAUCCCAUGUAAAUCUGUUUCCAAACGAAGUCUAAUCUCCUUAUCCAGUCUCUCUCUCUUGUUCUGAAACAGAGCGUACACAGCGAAAAUUGAGAAGUGAGCGAAGCAUUGGUUUUGGUUUUUGCAAAUUGGGUUGGUCUCAGAUGGCUUUGCUUCGUCUUCUACACUUCCCAUCGACCACUCAUUUCUCCACCCAACAGUCGUUCGUUCCCUCAACAUCCCCAAUAACAUUACUGCAAAAACCUCUUCACUCCAACAACACUAUCUUUGCUCUUCUCUCUCUCUCUCUCUCUAACCCAUCCUCUCUAUCUCUUUCCCAUUUUCCCCCAAUCAGAACCAGACGACCCAGAAUCGUCCCCUUCAAUUUCUCAUCUCCUACCCAAACCCAAGCCACCAUUGAAACCCCAGAACUUGAAAACUCGGAGACAGUAGAAGAAGAAGAAAAUGAAUUCUCUCGAACCAGAUUGCUUGCCCAAAACGUCCCGUGGACCUGUACUACUGAUGACAUUCGAUCUCUGUUUGAAAAAUACGGAACCGUCGUAGAUAUAGAGAUAUCAAUGUAUAACAAAACCAGAAACAGGGGUUUGGCGUUCGUGUCCAUGAGUUCACCUGAGGAAGCUCUCGCAGCUUUCAACAAUCUCGAAUCGUAUGAAUUUGAAGGUCGAGUUUUGAAGCUCAAUUGGGCAAGGCCAAAGAAGCAGCCUUCUCCUCCUUCGCAACCCAAGGCGAUGCCGGUUCACAACUUGUUUGUGGCGAAUUUGCCCUUUCAGGCAAGGGCUAAAGACCUCAAGGAGUUCUUCAAUACUGAAAAUGCUAAUGUGGUUUCUGCUGAAAUUAUAUUUCAUGAUAAUCCGAGACGCUCGGCUGGGUAUGGAUUUGUUUCCUUCAAUUCGAAGAAGGAGGCCGAGGCAGCCCUUUUAGCAUUUCAGGGAAAGACGUUCAUGGAAAGAUCGAUUCGAGUGGCACCUAGCAAAAGAUUUUUGAGACAAGGAACAAAGUUGAACAUCCAACCUGAAAUCACAUCAACUGAAUCGAACACGGAUGCCAAGCAGUCAGAGGGUGUUGUUGAAGCUUGAAGUAAUCAAAUUCAGCAAGGAACAAGCUGGGACAUAAGUCCACAAUUCAUAUUCUUGUGAUGACCAACAUGGAAGGGGAUUGAAUGGGGAGGAAUUCAAAUGAGGAAGGGGUAAUAAUUUAUUACUAUGUGGCUAGGGGUUUUGUGUUCACCCCAUUGCAUUCAGGUGGUUUUGGAGCACAGAAAUUCAAACAAUUUAAUC
This is a messenger RNA of Cornus florida, 1298 nucleotides long. RefSeq names its product 28 kDa ribonucleoprotein, chloroplastic. The transcript is spliced from 5 exons. Lineage: Eukaryota; Viridiplantae; Streptophyta; Magnoliopsida; Cornales; Cornaceae. The coding region runs from base 165 to 1097 and encodes 310 amino acids. Gene Ontology annotation, molecular function: mRNA binding. Gene Ontology annotation, cellular component: cytosol. The record is from RefSeq and is a predicted model, not a curated record.